AUGCGGGUUUUGGCUUGUGUUUGGGCCGGCCUUUUGGCUACCCCGGUAGCAAGUAAAUAUAUCGUACCCGGCGGCAGGUGGCAAGAUACCAAUGGAUCGGUGAUUAAUGCCCACGGAGCCGGAAUUACCUUUGACAAGAAGUCUGGCCUGUUCUGGUGGUUUGGUGAAUAUAAAACGGAGGAGCAUCCGGAAGGUGGUGGUGUUUCCGUUUACAGCUCCGAAGAUCUAAGUGUUUGGACUCCGGGGGGAUUGGCGUUGGAUGAACUAAGAUUGACAACAAAACCAGCCCCCGUUGAGGGCCAUCCCUACAUUUCGACCAGCAACGUGAUCCAACGGCCUAAGGUCGCCUACAGUGCGGAGACUGAAGAUUAUCACAUGUGGUGGCAUGCCGACAACUCCAAGUACGGCCUUCUCCUUCAAGGUCACGCCGUUUCACCCAACAUCAGCGGCCCUUACACAUUCGUGGACGCAACCGCACCGCUUGGAAACUGGUCUCAGGACUUUGGCUUGUUUAACGAUUACAAGGAUGGUCGUUCAUAUGCCCUCUACUCCAACGGCGACAGUGUCGACGGGCGGGAUGUUUACAUCGCGAGCAUGAAUGACAACCUCACCUCUCUCGAAGACGUGGUGUAUCGUUUCCCCAAAUUUGAUCUUGAAGCGCCUACGAUCAUGCAGACUGAGAAAAGCUACUGGGCACUGAUGAGUCACAAGACUGGAUAUAGGCCAAACAACGUGGUGGCAUUCCGUGCCGACUCGCUGAAGGGUCCGUGGUCUCAACCAUUCAUCGUGUCGCCUCUCAACACAAGAACUUUCAACUCGCAAUCCGGCUUCACACUCAGAAUCGAAGGAAGCAAAAAGACCACUUAUCUUUACAUUGGAGAUCAGUGGGACUCAAACUCUGUUUGGGACAGUCGCUACAUAUGGCUUCCAAUCAAGACAGACGAAAAUGCCAAGACACUGGAGUUGGAAUGGCAUGAUGUCUAUGAUCUCAACGUGAAAACGGGUGAAUGGAAAUCCAUCAAGGGAACCACUUACCCUGCCAAGAAUGCGAAGGCGAUCGGUGACGCUUACAAGCAAGAAGCUAAUUUCGGCACGGAUGGCAUAAUCUUGACAGGAAUCUACGGCAACAGCAGCACUGUCACCUUUGAAAAUAUUGAAGGAUCUGGAAAGCCACAAUGGGUGUCUUUUUACUACCAAAACACCGAUGAUAUGGGCUUCGGUGACCAACCCGGUGGCUCCCCCGACCGUAUUGGUGGCUCGUGGCAGCUGCGCCGCAUCAGCAGCGUGAUCGUGAACGGAGAGGCAUCAAGCCUGCAAACCUUGUAUCAAAGAGACACCCACAAGGGUAUCAUCCUCUCCACUCCAUUGAAACUCACUUUAAAGAAGGGGAAGAAGAACACGAUCACGAUUGGUGGAUUAUAUAACGGGGUUGACUACAAGGGUGCGGACUUGGAUCGCAUCGUCGUUUAUCCUGCUGAGAAGUAG
This is a messenger RNA of Penicillium olsonii, 1485 nucleotides long. Lineage: Eukaryota; Fungi; Ascomycota; Eurotiomycetes; Eurotiales; Aspergillaceae. The record is from the annotation of a GenBank genome assembly.